AUGAAAACCUCAAUCGCGGCCCUGUUGCUCUUGUUCAAAGUUGGGGAGAUUGUUGCUGUUUGCCCCGAUGGAUAUUCACUUGAACCAGCUCUUCAGCAGUGUUUUCUCAUCACGGGAAAAACGGGUAAUUGGUCAUCCGCCUCGUCGUUUUGCCAAUCAACCGGUGGCAAUCUUCCCUCGAUUCACAAUGCUUUCCAAAACGCCGCUUUAGCCAAAUUUUUCAGAACCGCUUUAAAUCUCGGUAACAAGUUUUGGUUGGGUUUCUACAGUUGUUGCUUUGGACCAGUCUGGUUUUGGACUGAUGGAACGCCCGAUGAUUACUACAAUUUCGCAUCAGAACACAGCGAGGCAAGAGGAUGGCAUCCAUACUUGGAUUUGGACACCCAAAAGUGGCCAACAGCCGAGGGGGCUACAGAAUUGGCGUUCAUUUGUGCGGCACCCGAUUCAGCUUCCACUCGUUCAACGGACCUCCAUCAACUCAGUCGCAGAACGAAACACACUCAA
This is a messenger RNA of Mesorhabditis belari, 504 nucleotides long. The record is from the annotation of a GenBank genome assembly. Lineage: Eukaryota; Metazoa; Nematoda; Chromadorea; Rhabditida; Rhabditidae.